CAUCUGAUGUCAUCGAGAUUAUAAUCGCCAUAAGGAAGAACAGAAUACACGAUGGAUAUUUUGAAGUUAAGAGAUCUUUUGAUGGAACUAGUAGAAGAACUGAAGAUUACCAGAGCUGAAGUGACAGAGAACGAAGAUCGUAUUCAGCAACUUGUGAACGAAUGCCAUGACAAAGAGAGAAAAUUGGAAGAGGAAGCUCUCAACGCUCUGUCUCUAAGAGACAAACAUACAGAGACUGAGGACAUUUUGAGCAAAACAUCGGAUGAUAAGAUGAAACACCUUGAAUCUGAAAAGUCUAAACUUCAGUUGGCUGUAGAGGGCUGGGAAAAGGAAAUGAAAACGAUGAAAGAAGUGGUCAGAGCUUUGGAGCUGUCCAAGUACAACCAAGAUAAAACGGUUCGAGAGCUGCAACACAGACUCCAAACCCAGGAAAGGAAUAAGACGGCACAUGCUGAACAGGUGCUAGAUAUCGAUAAUAAAUGCAAGGGUCUUCAAAAAGACAUGACAUUUUAUAGGGAUGCACUGGGCAUCCUUAAAAGGGAAGUGAGUGAAGCUGGUGUAUUGAACAUGAAGUUAACAGCAACCAACACUCAUCAGAGAUGCGAGAUAUCCUCAUUGAAAGAAGAUCUUGAUAAGAAACAACAAGACGUCAUAAAGCUACGUGCCCAUGUCACUGGCAUGCCAGACAACGAGAGCAACAAGAGGGAGAUGAUCGAAUUGAAGAUUGAAGAACUAACUAAAGAAUUGAAACAGGUUGCACUAAUAAACCAAGAUUUGAAGACUCAAUAUGAGGAGGGUAGACGAACUAAUCAGGUUACACAAACACAGUUACAAGAAUCCCAAGACCUUUUGCAACGGUUUAUGACAUCUACUGACGAGCUAAAAGAGAGAACUACCCAGCAAGAAACCAAAAUAGCCACGCUAAUGAAAGAAUAUACCGAUCUGUCAGAGCGUUAUUCAAGAGCAAAAUCAGAAGUCGCCGAGCUACGCCAAGUUAUGAAUGAACGGGACUCUAAGAAAAAAACCGAGGUCCUUAGACUGGAAGAGGAAAAUGAAAAGAUGAAGAGCGACCUCAGUAAAGUUAGGAAAACUGUGCUUAAUCUUGAAGAUAUUAACGCCAGUUGGGCAUCUAAAAAUCAUGCCAUUACAGAGGAAAUGGAAGAUUUGAAGAUGAAGCUAGAAUCCUCGUCUGCCGAAUUAGACAAGAUGAAGCUCCCGAUUCACAAGAGUGACAUGGAAAGUCAGACUAAUUCAAACACCAAUUUGGACAAUUUCGAUACAAGUUCUAUCACGACAGGUGCCAAGGAUCCCAAGAAUGCAGAAACAUUUCAAGAGUCGGAGGUUACUGUAGAACCGCACACGAUGGAACAGAAAAUAAAGGAGGAUGCCCAACUGAUAGAGCAGAAAAUGCAACAGGAAGAGGUGAGGAAUAACCAAAAAGAGGAUAUCACUUUCAGUGUGCCAGAACCCACGAAUGAUAGCCUCAUUGGAGACAAUAAACAAUGCAGAAAUGAUAAUUCGGAUGUGCAAGAGACUAAUAACCACUCCUCAGAUAACUUCAAGGAUGACAGACGUAUUGGAGAUGUGUCAGUGAUGCUGAUGGAGAACCCAACAGGCAAAGAUGAUAGAUCUAGCUUUCAUGGGAUGUCAGCAGAAGGCAUUAAUCAGCAUCAAUUUCAGAGAAAGCUAACUCCAGGCACUCUGGAUAGGACAGGAUACUUGACUGAAGAUCUGCACUCGAAUGCUGAGGAUUCUCAACUGAAAACAAUCGAACCUGGACAGGAUGGCAAUGAAAUCAAGAUAAUGAGGAAAACAAUAUCAAAUACGGUCUCCCUCGAUGCAUCCAGAGAGACUUUGAAAGGUCCUGCCAAAGUAAGUUAUAUUGAGGAUUCUCAGGCACAUACGGAUGAUAAACUACUUGAAGCUGAGACAGGCAACGAUGCAGAAGCUGAGACAGGCAACGAUGCAGAAGAUAUUCUGCCGGUGGACAAUGAACAAGUAUCGGAGAUGCAGGAAGACAAGACAUCACACAUGAUAGAUAUUGAUACUGCUUAUAAAACACGAGAAGGUACUGCUAACCAAACACAAUUGCUUACUGAUACAUCGGCAGUAUUGGGAAAUCUGGAUAAGGUUGAGGUUUGCAAUGAAGAUAUUCUUAUACCCAGCACCUACGAAGAAGAAAAUCUUGCGUGCUGCAGAGGGCAAGAAAAUCAAGAAAUGCACCAAGCAGAUUUGAGUGGAUGUGAGAAUGAUGCUGUUGAUUCAAGCGAAAGUAUGCUGCCAGUGGAUGUACAGACUGAACGAGGAAAAAUAAAUUCACCUCUUUGCGAGAGCCUUGUGAGUUACCACAAAGGAGCAAAACCAGUUGAACAGAUAGCAAAUAAAAGCAAGUCGUCUUUGACCUCAGUACUGACCGAAGCAGAUGUAGUGCCCGAAACCAAAGAGGCAGAGCAUACAAAUAAGAUAGUUGCAGUGGAAAAUUAUUCUCUUACUGAAACUACUGUGCUCAAAGGUGCUCAGUGUACCAGCAGUUCAUAUUCAGGUCAUAAUUCCAGACAUGAAAAAGCUGAGCCAGCUACAAGUCUCUGUGGAUCGGGUAACUACAGCAGCUUAUGGAAGAAAGGAAAAUUCUCUCUCACGACAGAGCCUACCUGCCUUCAAACAUCCAAACAGAAGAUGGCAACUUCACUGCAUCAGUUGUCAAGUCCUCCUUUUCUUAUUAAAUCUUCAUUAUCUCCUUCGGAUAUGGCUUCUUGUCCUCUCAAUUCAGACUCGGAAGCAGUGUCCACUCCAAGCAACACCGAUGACCGUUACUCUCUGGCUAAGACAAGGUUGACUUGGUCGUCUCCAGCCAUAAUGAGGACCAACAUGAUUGGAAGAGCAACACCAUACUCAUCAAGGAAGGAUCUUGAUCCGUUGAGAAUGCAACCAACUGAAAAUAUCAACAUCGCAACAGAAACGCCGCAUGUAUCGUAUUCACAUUCGUCAGCCCAGCAGCUUCAUCAAUCGCUUCGUCAUAUUGUGUGUGCACCAUCUUUUACGUCCACUUCGGAAUCCACAGUCACAUCGAUUGAUCAAAAGUGUACAGUACCAAAAUCUUUCGAGAUUUCUCAAGAGUGUACCCAGGAGGCAUCCAAGAACAGUUCCAUUGAAAUUCAGGAAACUGUGCCAAGGCCCGGGAGACCUAUCUUUGACAAACAAUCUAACGGAGAAGACCAAGAGAAAACUUUACCCAAGCAGGACCCCAAACCAACUACGAAGGUUUCAAAGUACCCUACCUUACCGUUCAGUUUUCCAAACCGACCGCCUCCCGUCAUAGACCAAGUUCAUGGAGGUGCCGGAGAUGCGGGUGGAGACGCCAGUCUAUUCUCAGAUGAAGAAGGCGAGACAGACAUGGCAGAUGAUGUGGCUAGCCAGAUCAAUCGCAUCCAAAAUUUUCUGAAGAAGGACCGGUUGAAAAGGGCAAAAUUGGAAUGACCACUUUGCUGUUCAACCUUAUCCAGGAAGACAUACCUUAAUAAAGUAAGGAAAUAAUCACUGAAGUUCCCGUUUAUAUUCCUUUUUUCCUAAGAAAGUCUUUAUUCAGUAUUUCAUCAUAUCACAAAUGAUAUAGUUCAAUGCAAAAUACAUGUAAUACAUCACGUACAAUAUUACUGUAUUAACUUUAUCAAUGUUUAUAGAUGACACAUUUAAAUAAGCUCGAUGUGCCUUGAUCCAUAAAAUGUACAUUAAACUUAUUUUGUUGCAUAUUCAUAUUGCGUUCUAACUCAUGCUGAUACUUUGUUUUAAUGAUGAAAAAAGGAUAACAUCUAGUUGAAAAUAUAUAAUAUUUAGUAUAAAUAUCAAAAUUAAAAGAAGAAUAAUUUCCACCUGGUAUGCCAAAUACAAACUCAAUAAAGAUAUCUUCAUUGCACUUUCAAGAGUAUUUUUCAAAAUAACCCACCCCCGCCCCAACUCUGAGUUUUUCAAAUAUUUCUUUUCUAUACUUGUUUAAUGUUGUACGUAAUGUUUUGCAUCCAUUUUACAUUUGAUUAUGCAUGUAUAAUUUAUGGAGAAAUAUUGAAUACUUUCUUUGAAAUUUACGCGUGGAGGGGUAUUCCCAAAAUGAAAAAAAAAAAUCAGAAUGUAAUAUACCAACAUUUUUCAAUUUCAACACCAAAUUUAAACACAAAGUUAACACCAAGAAUAUAAAAAAUUUAGUAUUGAAAAUAUAUAAGCUACAGUAUGUCGAUAACUAACAUUUACAAUGAAUGAUAUAAAAUUCUUCAAUGCAACCCCACAUUCAACAUUAAGUAGAGCGCGCAGUUGAGAGCAUAUUCUCACUUCAACUCUAAUUGAGGUAUUAUGAACACAAAUCUACAAGUAAGUUGAUAUUACCCCCUUGCUGUUAUACUGUACUCAUUUAAUCGUCGACCAAAGGGAACAUGAUAAUGUAUACACGUGCAUGUAUAUGAUAUACACGUAUUUCCAAAACAGUUGGCCCGAUAUCACGCAAAGAUUUUCUUAAUUAUCCAAUUGUUGGAAGCAAGUAUUUUAACCCAUUUACAUCUUUGUGAAUAAAUUUUAGCAUUAUAUAAAAUUUCAAGCUAAACUCGUAAAUUUAUCUGUGUUUGUGCCAUGUCGUUUGGAUGUUUCUAACGUUACCUUUAAUUCAGAAGAAUAAAAUAAUGUGAAACCUACAACUUUUAUCGAUUGAUGUUCAAUGUCGAUAUUUUAUUUCUUUCUUUGUUGGUUUUUCAUAUAAUUAUUGUUAGGGAAGGGAAUUUCGGAGGAAAAGCGUGAAUGGGAUUUACUAAAAAACUGCACAUUUAUCUAUUUGUUAAAUAUGUUAGCAAAGUCAUGGCCUAAAAUGCAAUGCCUGGAUUGAAAUUAUUAUAAAAAUAGAUAAAUACAAAGUACGAAACACCGACCAUUGCGUCAUAAGAUCAAAAAUACAACGUUAUGAAAAUUCUAAUUUAUGCAUUAUUUUAUCAAUUUCGUUGUGUCAGAAUUGAGUUGCCCCAAUGUAUAACCUUUUAAAACCUGGUUCGUUGAGGCAACAAUUGUUCACCACCUUUCCGUCUUCCAAGCCGAUAUAAAGACGAUUUAUGGCAACUAUAUUUUUGUGCCUGUCUGAAGGCAAGUCAUCGUUACGAAAUGAAGUUUCAUAGAAAAUAUCAAAUAUGAGUUCUUGCACUCAAUGUUUGGUUACUUUGGUGGUACAUUAUCAUCACAGUGGACUGUUAUUUCCCUAAGGACUAUUAUUAGGUUUCAAGCAGUUAAGUAAGCAAUUCAAAAAAAUUGUGUACAUUCAACGACUUU
Lytechinus variegatus (green sea urchin) is the source of this 5301-nucleotide messenger RNA. Its product is annotated as putative leucine-rich repeat-containing protein DDB_G0290503. The transcript has 11 exons. The record is from RefSeq and is a predicted model, not a curated record. Lineage: Eukaryota; Metazoa; Echinodermata; Echinoidea; Temnopleuroida; Toxopneustidae. The coding region runs from base 52 to 3477 and encodes 1141 amino acids.